AUGUUCGGUCGUCGUCACCACGCCGCUCCUGUAGUCACUACUACCGCUCCCCGCCGUCGCAGAGGUCUCUUCGGCGGCCCUCGUCGCACUCAUCACACCACCGCCGCUCCCAUGACUACUUCUACCCGUCACCGAGGCGGUCUCUUUGGCGGAAAGCGCAGACAUCAUGCCACUACCACCCAUCACCACCACCACACCACCGUCGCCCCUGUCCAUCACCAGCAGAGGCGGCCCUCCAUCGGUGACAAGAUCAGUGGUGCCUUCCUGAAGUUGAAGGGAACUCUCACUGGAAGACCCGGCCAGAAGGCUGCUGGCACGAGGAGGAUGCAUGGCACUGAUGGCCGGGGAAGCAGGAGGAGAUUUUACUAA
Messenger RNA from Podospora pseudocomata, 369 nucleotides. RefSeq lists its product as uncharacterized. The record is from RefSeq and is a predicted model, not a curated record. The transcript has a single exon. Bases 1 to 369 code for a protein of 122 amino acids. Lineage: Eukaryota; Fungi; Ascomycota; Sordariomycetes; Sordariales; Podosporaceae.